AUGGAUGAAAUUCUUGGGCAGGAAUGGGACUUCAGCCUCCCACUUGAAGUAACGUUCAGUGGCGAAUUAGCCCAAGACUACGGUGGCCCCAGAAAGGAGUUCCUAGGCAUUGCAAUAAGAGAGACAAGAAACCGUCUUUUUGAAGAUGACGGACAUGGUCAUUACGUAAUCAAGGAUAACGUUGCUCAUACUCUGAAAAAUUACUAUCUUGGUGGAGGUCUCAUAUUCGGUUUCUGCCUGUUACAAGGAGGUCCACUGCCAAGUUUUCUUCAAGAAGAUCAACUGAAAUUGUUAAUUCAAGAAAGUGAUUCACGCCCAUUGAGAGAAUCUGAGUUACAAUUUCAAGCUGGUCUGGCCAAGUUUGGACUCGUGCAAUUGUUCAGAAAGAAACCAACUAUCCUUGCAUUUCUAUAUGAGAGGUCAUUAGCGCAAAAUCUAACGUACUCGAAAUUGGCAAAGCUAUUGGUGCCCAAUUUCUCAGAACAAGGGUCAAACAAAAGGUUGUUGGAAGAGUCGGCAUACCGUGGUUUCUUAAACUACAUGAAAGAGAUUGCAGCACAAAGACGUGGUGCGAUCACUUUAGGAAGUAUCCUGGCAUUCAUAACUGCAAGUGAAACGGAACCAAUUCUGGGUUAUGGCGUUAAACCAUCUAUUUCGUUUAACCCCGACAUGCAAUCCUGUCUUCCGACAAGCAACACUUGCAUAAACAGGCUCACGCUUGCAACAGGAGACAAAGUUCCUGGCGAUAAAGAGAAACUUUACCAGUUUUUUGAUUAUGCGUUUGCUAAUACUUACUUUGGGCGCGCUUAA
This is a messenger RNA of Dendronephthya gigantea, 810 nucleotides long. RefSeq lists its product as uncharacterized. The record is from RefSeq and is a predicted model, not a curated record. Gene Ontology annotation, molecular function: ubiquitin-protein transferase activity. Bases 1 to 810 code for a protein of 269 amino acids. Lineage: Eukaryota; Metazoa; Cnidaria; Anthozoa; Malacalcyonacea; Nephtheidae. The transcript has 4 exons.